AUGAAUAUUCAAGAUAAUUUAGAACUCUUAAACCAUCAAUUACACAUUUCUAAUAAUAAACUUUUGCUUUAAGUUGAAGUACUCUCUCAUCAAAAUAAUUUAUUAAAUAAGAAACUUAUAGAGUAAUAAAAUAUUAACAAUCAAAUUUAAUUCUUGCAAAAUGAAAAUAAUCAACUUAAAUAAGAUAUCUUAAUACUCUAAGAAACCUUAUUUAAUUUUAAAAAUGAAAAAAAUAAUAAUAUUGAAUAAUCAUACUCAUCUAUGCUUUUAGUUUUAUCAAAAGAAAAUGAAAAAGAGCUUACUUGCUUGAAACAAGAAUAUAAAGAUCAUAUUUUUAGAUUAUAAUAAGAAAAAAAUUAAUUUUUUGAGUAAGCAGUGUCUAUGGGUAUUUAAAAUUAAACAGCAAAAAACUUGGAAUUAUAAACUACUAAAAUCAUAUAAAUUGCAUAAAAAUUAGAGUAAAUCAUUAUAUGAUUUUAUAAUAGAAAAAUAAUAGGGGAUUCAUUGGAAAAUUAAGAUAGUAAAAUAGAAAAAGCUAAUUCUGCUAGAGAAAUUUACGAUAACUUAAUUUAUUAAUUAAAUACAGACUUAAAUAAAAAUUAGAAAGAAUCUGAAAAAAAUAACAAAUUUAAUCAGUAAACCUUUUAUUCUAAAUUUAUUAGUACUUAAACUACAACUAAGACUUCUAGUUCAAUGAAAUAUAAAGAUAAACCAAUUAAUUUUACAAAAUUAUUAUCUUUAACUAGAACAAAUGAAUCUCCUAGAAAUCAAGCAUACUUAAAUGGACUUUCAUUAUAAACUGUAAAUAAAAACAAUUGA
Paramecium pentaurelia is the source of this 819-nucleotide messenger RNA. The record is from the annotation of a GenBank genome assembly. Lineage: Eukaryota; Ciliophora; Oligohymenophorea; Peniculida; Parameciidae.